AUUGAUUCUCUUGUUGGUAAAAAUGGAAGUAAGAGGUCUAGUGAUGUACGUGUUGUUGAUGUGUUACAUCUUUGGUCACAUAAUGACAAGUCAUAACAAUGGCUUUAUCGAAGCCCGGAGCUCGUCUAAAUACGGAGAUCAAGAAAUCGAGAAGAAGCUAAUGACAAUUAACAAACCCGCUGUCAAGAUCAUCAAGACUAUCCAUGGAGAACUAUACGGAUGCGUGGAUUUCUUCAAGCAACCAGCAUUUGAUCACCCUUCUAUGAAAAAUCACACAUACCAUUACAAGAUGCGUCCGGUAUCCCGUCCCAAAGAAAAGAGAACAAGAGAGACAAACAAUACCGGAUAUGGUUACUUAUGGGAGAAUGGUGUGGGUUGUCCCAUUGGUACGGUCCCUAUACGAAGAAUCACCAAAGACGAUAUCUUGGGAUUAAACUUGUUAGAGGAUAAAUAUAAACCUGGGGGUUCUUACAACACUACCACCUACGGUACUGACCCGUAUUACGACCAACAUCAUUUCGCGGUGGGUCGGACACCGAACAACCGAAUGGUCUUCAAUGGAGCAACAAUGGAACUUUGUAUAACCGCCCCUCAGGUUAAGCCUACCCAAUUCAGUAGUGCUCGGCUUCACAUUCAGUUGGGAGACGAUUUCAUCCAAAUUGGUAUAACUGUAAAUCCAUUACUGUACAAGGACGACCAACCUCGGCUUUACCAAUAUACAAAGGCCGGUGGACAACAAUGUUACAAUGCCCAAUGCCCCGCAGGAAUGGUAAGUGUUCGUCAAGAUUUUCCAAUGGGCUUGUCAAUGCUGCCAGCUUCUGUUCGCGGUGCUAAGACAAGUUAUUUCAGCACAUUUGGACUAAUCAAGGACCAACCAAGUGGGAACUGGUGGUUUCAGUUUGAUAAAGACUUCGACGCAAUCGGUUUCUGGCCGUCGGAAAGGUUUCAUCAAAACUCUGGAAACUACGUCGAGUGGGGCGGAGAAGUGUUCACCGCAUCACUACCUGGUCCUCAGAUGGGAUAUGGAAUUUUUCCAUAUGCUGUUAUAAGUUACGAUGCAUAUGUCAAAAAUGUAGCCAUACUCGAUGCUAAUUUUAACUUUGAUACUAAAGUGGAUUACAUGGAAUCAUUUUCGGACAAUAAUGCAGGAUACCAAGUGAUCGACUUCGUAAAGUCUGAAUUCAAAGAUGCUGGUCAUGUAAUCUUUUAUGGUGGUCCAGGACUCGAUCAUUAA
Messenger RNA from Raphanus sativus (radish), 1234 nucleotides. RefSeq lists its product as uncharacterized. The transcript has 7 exons. The record is from RefSeq and is a predicted model, not a curated record. The coding region runs from base 23 to 1234 and encodes 403 amino acids. NCBI's taxonomy places the organism in Eukaryota, Viridiplantae, Streptophyta, Magnoliopsida, Brassicales, Brassicaceae.